Messenger RNA from Archocentrus centrarchus (flier cichlid), 3109 nucleotides. RefSeq names its product regulator of microtubule dynamics 2 (gene rmdn2). Gene Ontology annotation, cellular component: cytoplasm; spindle microtubule; mitotic spindle pole. The coding region runs from base 61 to 1290 and encodes 409 amino acids. The transcript is spliced from 11 exons. Gene Ontology annotation, molecular function: microtubule binding. The record is from RefSeq and is a predicted model, not a curated record. NCBI's taxonomy places the organism in Eukaryota, Metazoa, Chordata, Actinopteri, Cichliformes, Cichlidae.
UGCUGUUCGGGUUCACUGCAGAGACACUUGUGUGAGUGAAGCAUACACGUGGUCUGUAGGAUGGCCCAGACAGACAGCAAGGUGUUGGUUUUGGGAGCGUUAGCCGGAGUGGCCGGCAUCAGCUUGGCUGUGGUGUGUUACCAGGGUUUUAGGUCUCGGCGAAGAAGCUCGUUGCCUGCGUACCGCCUUAACCGCGCUAAUGAGCAAGGAUCUGGCAUUAUGCUGGUGGAUGGUCCUGGUCUACCCAGCGGUCAGGCUGAGGUGCUGGAUCGCCUUGAAGCCCUGAUACAGUGCGUGUCCGAGCUGAAGGACGAAAUGAAGUCGUUGAAGAAUGCUCUGCCAACGCUGCAGGACCAGGUCAGGCAGGAGUUGAGGGGACGUGAAGAGGCGCGUCGAACCGGCUCUCUGCACAGGACCACCCCAACACGAAGGAAAAGGACUGCAGGCACUGUCACUGAGGCCAGAGCUGCGGGCCGCAGCUCAGAGGAAGCAGAGAGCGAGGGGGGGUACAUGACUGCACUGACAGACUCAGAGGAAGAAGAGCCAAGUGAUGCAGAAGAGAGGGAUCAAGAGCAGCCUGCAGACAAGUUUUCUGUCCUCAUUGAGAGGAUCGACCGUUUACAUCAGGGCAGUGAGUCUGAUAAACGGGAAAGUCUCAAUAUCCUUUUGGAAGAAAGAGAAGAGUUUGGACAAAACUCAACAUUUCUUUGGCGGCUUGUCCGAGCUUAUUGUGACAUCCAUGACAUCAGCUCCACUGUGGAGGAGAAGAAGACCCAUGCAGAAACUGGAAAGAAAGUUGGCGAGGAGGCAGUGAGCAUAAAUCCGACAUGUGCUGAGAGUCAUCAGUGGUAUGCCAUCAUGUGUGGAAUUAUGGCAGAGUAUGACACCAUCCAAAACAAGAUCAAGAACGGAUAUGUCUUUAAGGAUCAUCUGGAUAAAGCCAUUGAGCUGAAGCCGCAGGACCCCCUGUCCUACUACCUCCUGGGCCGCUGGUGCUAUGCUGUGUCUCAGUUAUCAUGGAUUGAGAGGAAAGUGGCUUCAACUCUGUUUGGAGAACCACCAGUCGCAACAGUUGAAGACGCACUGAAGAAUUUUCUUAAGGUCGAGGAGCUCCAUCCAGCUUAUUCUAAACUCAACUAUGUGUUUCUAGCUAAGUGCUACAAAGACCUGGGCCAGUGGGAAAAUGCUAAGAAGAUGUGUGAAGCUGCUUGUUCAAUGAGCGCUGAAUCCAAAGAGGAUGAAGAAGCACAAAAGGAGCUGAGUUUACUGUGCCCAGCACUUGGAGUGUGACGACAUUUUUAGGAAUUAUUUUGCGAGCACUGAAUCUGUGUGUGAAAGGACAUCAUGUUAAUUCACUCUGUGAGUGUAGGGAAGCAGAAUGCCACCACAUCAGGAUCAUCUGUUUUACUUUUCAGUCAUAUGUGAAUGACAAUUUUUAAUAGUGGAGAAAAAAAAAGAUGUGAGCUAAACCAGUUUUCUUCAGUUUACAGCAGUGUGUAGCAGGCAUUCUCCGAGCUCUGAUAGGGAACCUAAUUCCAGCAUGUCUCAGGUUUCCUUGAUAACAAAGACCUGUUGCUUUUUGGGAAAGUGACCCACAGGACUUGUUGUUCCGUCCUGUCACAUCAGACAGUGGCGCACCCAAACAUCUUGGAAUGCUGUGACCACUGGACGACACCCCCCACCCAGCCUGCCAAUACAGACCAGCAAUAAUGCUCUUUUGUGACAUUUACCUGCAGACUCUAUAAAAUGAUUUUCUCACGGAUAUACACUCUGAUCCUGUCUUUUCGUGACUUGUUGACUUCUCGAUGUUAGUCAUUAAUUUACCUCCUGCUGCUCAGUUUCAUUGAUAGCCGAGCCACAGCAUGAAGUAGACUGUUGGACAGCAGCAGGUUUUUGCAUACAGAUGUGUGUGUACACCACCACACCUGAAGUCCUAUGGUUAAUGGGCCCUUUUGUAUGUUUGCCAGAUCAUGGAAAAAAUGACUCCAUAAAUGAUGUCAAUGAGUUCCUCUAAAUAGAAUCAGAAAGCACCUGUACAGGUGUUUGGGAACAGAAGCGCCUUUUACUCCAGAGUCUCUAUUUCUGAAAGGUUUCCUCCUCGUGUGGGUUAUCAAGAGCAUUUGAAUUUCCACGCAUUCUUUUUUUAACCUUUAAAUGGAGCUCUGAUGCACUCAUGUAUGAUAGUUUGGGAACUAUUAUUAAACCUAAACAGUCUAGGGUGAAUUUUUUCUGAGACAGCUUUUUUCCCCCCUUAGUCAAGAAAGUGGAGAGCCAUGUAACCAAACCAUGUGAAUCAGGAAGCCAAAUUAAAAAGUGGUUUUAAUGUAUAUAGAGAGCUCUCAUUAUACUGCAAAUAUACUACACCUUAUUAUACUGGUUAAAGUUUAAUUAAGGGUUUAUGAAGGUUUCAGUUAAGGACCGAUCAGAACAUAAAAGAACAAAUGACUUGUUAAAUGAGCUCACUGGUGUCCAUGUAAAGGAGUCACUGAGAGGAAAUCUGAGGGCUUAUUGUGCGUUUUCUGGGGUUUUUUUCUCUCCCCUGAAAAAAGAAAAAACCCACCGGCCUGAUGACUCUGAUGAAUAAAGCAGGGAUGCAGAGUCAUCGCUUUAGCAUGAUGCAGUGGUGUUUUCCUGGUUGCAAAAUGCCACUAAAAUGUGACCUGAUGAGCCUAAAAUAAGGUUUGAAUGUUUCCUUUUAUUACAGUUUUACACAUUCCCAGCUGUUUUGUUAAUAAAUCUGCUCAGUGAAGUAAAACAUGCAUUUUGACAGAUAGCUCUAGUUAUCUUUAUACUGGAAACUUGUUUAGGGGGUUUAUUUUUAUUUUUUCAAUUUCUAGGCUGAUUAAUUAUUUUAUGUUUUAAGUCUAUCUACAAAAUGAAUUCUUUUGAUAUCACUUUACAGAUUUUUCUAUCAACACUACGAAUGUAUUUCUUCUUUUUUCUUUUCUUUCUUUUUUUUUUUUGAAAUGCCAAAACAAGCUCCUCAAGGUUGUACCACAUUGGAUAGAGAUUAUACACUACACUGUGCAGUAUUUUAGACAGUGUGUAUUUAAUGAUUAAUGGUACUGGAAUCUAUAAUUAAAUCAAUCCUGAUCAAAUUUGUAAGCUU